AUGACCAGUCGUGAAGGAUUAAAUCGAACUCGUUUACGACAAACAAAUGCAAAUGUUGAUCAAGUAUUAACACCCUUAGGACGAAUAUCAUCUACAGUUCCUUCAAUUUCAACUGCAACAAAUCUUAAUUCAAUAUCUUCAACAUCAGUAUCAACAACAGUUGUACAAACUUCUGGUAACGUUCGUGUACGUCGUAAUAAUCCUAAUACUAAUCCUCUUGAUACUGAUUCGAAUUCACUUGUUGAUAUUGUUACAUUUGAUACAACAAUGUCAACACCUUUAGUGGCAUUUGAUGCUGAACAAUUUCGUUCUGAAAUAAAAGAUAAUCGACAUGAUGAAAAACGUUUAGAAGAAUUAAUACUUAAUGCAAUAAAUUAUUUUAUAACAACAUCAAAACGUUCAUCACAACAAAUAGCUGAUUAUACUGUUUUAACAUUUCUUGCAUGGACUGUAUCAUUACAUGGAGAAAUUUUUCGAUUAUCAUCUGUAUUAAAAGCUAUGUGUACUUUACUUAAAGGAUCGACAUUAACAAAAACAAUGAAAACAUUUCCAACCAUUAAUAAUGGAAAUAAUUUAGGACUGACGACAACACCAUAUACACUUGUUUGUCAAAUACUUUGGCUUGCUUAUAAAGAUCAAGCUCAUUGGCCUGAUGAAUUCAUCGAAGUCUAUGUUGAAGAUGCAUUAGGUGAACAAAAUUGGACAAAAAAUUCUGAUUGUCGAUUAUUUGUUUCAAAUAUUCAAACAGCUUUUAAUACUCGUCCAUGUACAUGGAAAUUAGAUCGAUUAAAAAUUUGUCCAACAAUUCCAAUUUCUACCACACCAACAACAACAGCACCAAUAUCAUCAACAUUAACUGAUGAAACAAGUAAUGAUAGUAAUAAUAAUAAUGAAGCAUUAUCAAUAACAGCAACUGAAUCUGAAUCUUCAAUACAAGCAAUGGAUGAUUCAAUGCUUAAUAAUAAUAAUAAUACAGAGAAUCAAUUAAUUAUUUCACGUUAUGAAGGACGUUCUCAAGCUAUACAAAAUUUAUUACAAACAUUAUUAACAACAAAUGCUAAAAUAAAAUCAACAAGUGGAAAUUCAACAAAUUUAAAUCCUACAAAUACAUCAACAAGUACAAGUCAGCCACAUGAAACAGAUAAAUUACUGUAUUUACUUGAACAACUAUGUGGUUUACCUGAUAUACGUUUAUAUAUAUUAUCAAGACUUGAUAUAUGGUUACAAAAUCCUAAAUUAAAUCGUACAGCGGAAAAAUUAAUGAUAGCAUUAUGUGAAAAUUUAACUAAACCAACAAUAGCAACAAAUAAUAACAAUAAUCAUUUAUUAACAAAUGGACAUAUAAUAAAUAAUGAUAUGUCAUAUAUAGAUGAACGUGCUAUUGAACAAUUAGUUAAUUUACGUUUUAAAGUACGUGCAACGAAUGCAACAAAUAAAAUGUAUAUAUUAUGUAUACGUGAAAUGUUAAAAAUUGAUGCUAAUCUUGUUGAUAUAAUUGUACGUUUUAUUGUUCAUAAUGAAUUACAACAACAAAUAUCAAAUUCACCAACAAUAAUAACAACAAGUAAAAAUCCAAAUAAUUUAUCAUUACUUCAUGCUUGUUGUCAAUCACAACCUGAACAUACAUGUCAAUCAUUAGCAUAUACAAUACAAAAUAUUCUUCUUUUAACUAAUGUAACAACAACAUCAAAAGAUUAUGACAGUUUAUUAAAAUUAAUACGACCAUUUAUACGUGAUCUAAUGCGUUAUGCUAAAAAUGAUUUUGAUUCUGUGCGUUUUUGUAUGUAUUUAAUUGAUAUGCAUUAUUCAAAUAAUUUACAACAACAAUUUUGGACUAUGGUUCAACAACAGGAUCCUCCAAGUAAUGAUAUAACAUCACAUCGUUUACUAAAACGUUUAUUAGAAUGUGAUAUGUCAACACGUGAACGUUUUCUUUCUGCUAUAUGUGAUCUUAUUCCAAUGAUAAUUUUAGCAUCAGCACAAGCAUUUAAUUCAAUAAAUAAUACAACAAAUAUAAAUCUAACAACAACACGUACAUCAAUAACAACAAAUAAUGAUCAAUGGUUAUUAUUUAUACAACGUAUAUCAUUUAUACAAUGUGGUUCAUGUUUAUUUUUUCUUUAUACAUUACCACGUUUAUUUGAUUCAACAUCAACAAUAAAUCCAAUAAUUUAUGUUACAUGUUUAUAUAGUAUAUUAUUUACGGCACAAUUUAAUUCAUAUUUACGUAUUGAAAAUUGGCCACCUGAAGAACCCAUCGGCUUACGUAAUGAUUUAUUUCGUUUAUCAUCUGAAAUUCCAUUACUUGGUGAAACAUUAUAUUUACUUAUACAAAUUGGUUUAACAACACAAUUUCGUAUAAAUCCAUCAAUUAUUGUUGAUUUAAUUGAUCUUAUUGUACGACGUACAUUAAAUGUUGAACAAAAAAUGUCAAAUGAUUAUAUAUCAAUAUAUCUUCGUAUACCUGAAAAUCGUUGUGAAAUAUUUUUAAAAAAAUUCUUUGAUUUAACACGUUAUCAUAUACCAAUACAAAUACAAUUUCCAUCAACAUAUCAAAUACCGAAAAACUUAUUCAUAACAGAUAUUUUUUGGAAAACAUGUUUAAUAUGUUUAUUAUUAGCAUCACAUGAUCCACAUAUAUUUGGUCGUUUUAUAUGGUCAUCUGUACCACAAAUACGUUUAUUUAUGGAAAUGUUAUUAACUGGUGAUUAUACAUAUCCACCAAAGUCAAUGAUUGAAACAAAAGAUUUUCUUGAAAAAUUUUAUAUGAAUGAACGUAUACAAUUACGUGAAGAAAAAGAUACAAUAUUAGAAUUAGAAAAAUAUUUAGCAUCACCAAAAAUUAUCGAUGAAACAAAUAGUCAAUUAUUAGGUAAAAUUAUUCUAUUAGAUUUUCAACAAAUUAAACGACCAUCAAGUCAUGAUAAAAAUGAAAAAAAUUUUUAUAAUCUUAUACAAGGUUUUAAUAAUUUAUAUAAAUUAUCAUCAAUGUUAUGUCGUUGUCGUUCACCAGAUUUUAUUUUAAAUAUAUUAAAUAGAAAAGAACAACAAGGAAAAAAUGUAUUCGAUUCUCAAACAUCAUGGUUAACUAGUUUAAUUGAUUCAAAUAUUGAUUGUUUAAAUGUAUUUCCAAUUAUUUGUUUAUGUGAUUAUUUUCAACAUAUGAUUAUGAUUUAUAAUAAUAAAAAUAGUAUUAAUACACCAUCAAAAAAAACUUUACAUGCACUUGAAACUAUUUUAAUUAGAUUUAAAUCAAUUAUUCAAUCGGUUAAACAACAAAUUUUAUCUAAUACACAGGUAGGACAUUUUGAAUUUACUGUAGUGAUUCCUAAUGAUUUCACAAUGAAAUACAAUACAAAAAUAGAUAUUAAGAUGUUUGCUAUUGUCUUUCCGUAG
Messenger RNA from Rotaria sp. Silwood2, 3396 nucleotides. The record is from the annotation of a GenBank genome assembly. NCBI's taxonomy places the organism in Eukaryota, Metazoa, Rotifera, Eurotatoria, Philodinida, Philodinidae.